UCUGACAACAGUUUGUGAAAAAUGCCGCCCAAGAGAAGACGUCGAUUCCAUGGACUCUACUACCAUUCAUCGCCGCCCAAAGUUAUGCCAAUGAAUGGACAGACGGCGGGGCAGAAUGGACGCCGGCGGCGCGACAACGACGAUUUCUCGGUAAAGCUAUCGACCAUACGCAUCUGGAUGCAUGAAAAGGAUAUCAGCAAACUAACGCGCAUUCUAUGGGCGGGACAAGGACAGCGCCUAUGCCAGCAGGCCAGCAACAAUGGGCGUGUCAAGCGCUUUCUGGCAGCAGUGCCACAUGUUAUGAAUGCUACCAAGGAUCUGCAUCAAGCGGUUAUUGAUAACAAUCUGGAAACGCUGCAAUCGCAGCUGGAGCCACCCGUGCCAGCCGCCAUGGUAACCGCCAAGGACAGCAAUGGCUUGAAUGUCAUACACAAAGCAGCAGGUUUGGGCCACACCAAGAUUCUGGAGUAUCUCACCAGCCUGUGGCCAGAGGGUGCGCAUGAAAUGGACAUAACGGGCAAGACCGCUCUGCACUGGGCCGCCAGCGCCAAGAACAACAUGCGCUGCUACACGCUGCUCACUCAGGCUGGCUGCGAUGAGGAGGCGCUCGAUUAUAAAAUGCGAACGCCCUCGUACUAUCGCCAUAAGCCGCAUGAAAUCGAGCGCGCCUUCCUGGUCUAUGUGCCCGAGGCGCCGCGUAUCAAUCGAGAGAGUGCCACCGACUGGGAGGCGCUGAGCGAUGAGAGCACGGACAGCAGCGUUGGUGACGCCAGCAGCAGCAACAGCAGCAAGGCCGUCAAGAAAUCGAACGCGAAGCCAGCUGGCGCUAUGAAUGGCCGUAAGUCCUUGGACGACAGCGGUGAGAACACCUCCGAGCUGGACACGAACGAUGGCGCCAGCGCCUAUGACGAGGAUGAUUCAUCCAAGGCGGAAGUGUUGCCCACGCCACGUCGGCCCGAGACGCCGGCGGCGUUUGACACAGUCGGUGACAUCGAAAGCGAUGCCGAGAAUAUGGCAAGAGCUGUAGAAGGCGACGAAGAUAAAGCAGAGACAGAGGCAGCGGCAGAGGCAGAGGCAGAAGCAGAAGCAGAGACAGAGGAAGUGGCAGAACCAGAAGCUGCAGCGGCAGUCGAACCAGAAGCUGUGGAAAAUGGCAUUGAAAAUGCAGCAAAUGGAAAUGAAGAGCACAACAAUGGCGAGCUGGAAGCGGAGAGUGAGGAAAAUGCAAACGAAAAGACUGAAGAGGAACAGCCAGCGGAUGAUAAGGAAAACGAAAGCGAUGAAGUCGUGGUGGAGCCCGAAGUUGAAGCAGAAGAGCCAAAUGAUACAGAAGCUGCAGCUGCUGCAGAGCAAGAGCAGCCGGAGAACGAGGAGCAGACGAAUGAUGCAGCUGUAGUGGCAACUGCAGCUGACGAUGCCGACGCUGCUGCUGCCGACGAAGAGGAUGAGGACGAUGAGGAUGUGAUUGCCGUCACACCGAGCACUCGCCGCAAGCUCGCCGAGCAGCCCGAGCCGCCCUUGGAGCCCAAUGCAGAUGAUGGUGCCAACUCGCUCAGCUCUUCGCUGGCCAUUGAGGGCUUUGUGCAGGGCGCCUCCGAGGAUUUUACAGUUCAGUCUCAAACUGCACCCUAUGAAGUCGAUGAAGAUGCACGCCUGCAGCAGAUUAUAGACGCUGGCGAUUUGGAGCAGCUGGCGGAGAUUGUGUUGAGUGGGGAGGGUGCGCGUUUGCUCAAGCUCAAAGCCAAUGAGCCGGAAAUACAGGCGUUCCUCAACAAUGUGCCCAGCUAUAUGGAGAAAAUCCAUCGCGUGCACGAGGCGGCACGCGACGGCGGCCUGCUCGCCCUGCAGCAGGCAUUGGAUCGCCGAAAGUUUGCCAUUGCUAAGGACGACAUAUCGCCCAAUGGCGCGACGCCGCUGCACGUGGCCGUGCUCUUUGGCCACAGCGAUAUUGUGCGCUAUUUGGCUUCGCGGUUUCCGGAGACGAUGGCAAUUACGGAUAAUGACGGACGCACGGCGCUGCACUAUGCGGCCACAAUUAAGGACAACGGGCACUUCUACAAUGUCCUAGCGCAACUGGGCGCCAAUUCAAAGGCGCUCGACAAGCUGGGCCACACGCCUGAAUUCUAUGUGGACAUGGAGAAGUCCAAGGAUGUGCUCACCUACAGCGAGCUGCUCGAAGUCUUUGGCGCCGAGGAGCUGGAGAACGAGUUGCUGAGCGAUCAAGGUCAGUCGCAGCCCGUGAGCUUCAAGGCCAAUCCCAUAUUCAAAACGGAGCAGGGCAAAUAUCUAGCGGACUCUCUUGCUGAUCCCUUAAUCAAAGCGCUUACGGAAAUCGCCAAUAAGCGUCCCAAGGAUCCAGUUGCCUAUCUGACAGGCUACUUGCAGAAUUUUAUGGGCGAACGCAAGCCAGCUGUGUUGGUGGAGAAGAAGAGAAACGGCAACACGCUCGCCAAUGCCAACUCAAAACUCACCAAUAGUCGCCCAGCUGCUGACUUCAUUGAGCCGGACGCACGCUCCAUGAACGAGGACGACGAGGAUGGCGCUUUGGCGGCGCAGCAGCUGGAGGAGCGCGACGAACAUGGCCAGAGCAUGCUGCACUUUGCCUGCGCCCGUUCGCAUAGGCGUGGCGCUCUCUACACGCUCAUCGAGGAGUCGCGCAUUGAUCUCACCUACAGGGAUGAGCUUUAUCGCACAGCUCGCGAUGUUGCACUCCAAGCUAAUCAGCCCAACAAUGCAGUGGAAAUCGAUCGCUUUAUCAUUGCUCAAGCAGUGCUGGGUGACCUGGAAUACUUUGAGCAGUUGGCUCUGCAGGGCUAUGAUCAUAUACUGGAUAUAGAGGAUGAAAGCGGCAAGGUUAUUAUGGAUGUGGCCACUGAGCGCCAGCACGACACGCUCGUUGGCUUCUUCAACAAUCUGCGUACGCUGGAAGAGACACGCGAGGAGCUGCAUCAAACUAUACGUGACAAGAAUAUGGAACGGCUCAAGGAGCUCACUGCAGCACCCAAUGCCAAGUGGCUCAUCAAGACCAAAAACUAUUAUGGUCGCACUGCUCUGCACAUAGCUGUGCUGAAGGAGUCCGAGGAAAUGGUGCAGCAUCUGGUACAGCUCAGCCCAGAAGCACUCAAAGUGACAGACAAUCUGGAACGCACUGUGCUGCACUAUGCACUGGGCACCAAUUUCUGCGAGAGCGUGAGUCGCAUAUUGAUUCAAAAUGGUGCCAAGCGCACGGCGAAGGAUCUCAAGGGUAGACAGCCGAGCUACUAUUUCAUCAACAAGGCGGACAUACUGCGCCUGCAGGAGGAGGAGGACGAAAGCCGCUGACUCAAGCAAUAGUCUCAUACACACACAACUCACUACUCACUACUUAGUUCUAAGCGCCUCACAAGCGAUCCUCUUAUCAAAUAAAAUAAACGGUGUACAAGAGUUCAUGUAGCUUGAAACCUUCUU
Drosophila busckii is the source of this 3447-nucleotide messenger RNA. Its product is annotated as CG30274. The record is from RefSeq and is a predicted model, not a curated record. The coding region runs from base 22 to 3321 and encodes 1099 amino acids. The transcript is spliced from 18 exons. Gene Ontology annotation, molecular function: protein binding. NCBI's taxonomy places the organism in Eukaryota, Metazoa, Arthropoda, Insecta, Diptera, Drosophilidae.